Molecule: messenger RNA, 1917 nt
Organism: Aspergillus tubingensis
Lineage: Eukaryota; Fungi; Ascomycota; Eurotiomycetes; Eurotiales; Aspergillaceae
Product: transcription factor domain-containing protein
Exons: 5
Coding region: 1-1917 (638 amino acids)
Biological process (GO): regulation of DNA-templated transcription; DNA-templated transcription
Cellular component (GO): nucleus
Molecular function (GO): DNA binding; DNA-binding transcription factor activity, RNA polymerase II-specific; zinc ion binding
Source: RefSeq, a predicted model, not a curated record
AUGCGCCUGUCCAUUUCCUGCGACAGCUGUCGACAAUCCAAGGUCAAGUGCAUCCACGAUGGCCAUCCUCCCUGCCGUCGCUGCCACCGCCUCAAUCGCGAUUCUUGCGUCCUGACCGAUCCGCGCUCUCCCGGUGUGCGCACGCCCCGAACCCCUCGCAGAGCCAGCAUCAGAAGAACCGGUUCAGGUUCAGGUUCAGCAUCAGGGAUAGGAACAGGGACAAAAACAGCGACAGACACAACGAGGACCACCGCGACGACUCCCACAGCCAGCUCGCCUGCUCCUACGCCCACUCCUUCUCAUUCCGCCAACCCCAUCGCUGCCAUCGCUCCGGCCACUCUCAUCGCAGCAUGCGACAUCUAUCGCAAGAAAUUCCCCGUCGUCAACUUCCUCCACUAUCCCUCGCUGAUCGCCGAUCUCUCCCACAAUGCCUCCGCGGUUGAACCCGUUUUUCUUUCAGCUCUACUGUCUCUAUGCGCCCGCUUCAUGCCCGACGCCGCCCUGGCUGCUCCUGAAACCUACGCCGAGUAUGCGCGCUCUCAGCUGGCCCAUCGCGCCUUCGAAGCUCCCUCCCUCUAUCUUGCACAAUCCCUUGUCAUGAUCUCGCUGUACGAAUGGGGUUCUGGUCGGCCUUAUCGCGCAUGGAUGUGCAGCGGCAUGGCCACCUACAUGAUCCAAUCCCUCCUCAAGACCGCCGAUGACACCAUGGAACAACAACCCCUUCUCGACCUGCCCGCUCAUCGCAUCACCUACGAACAGCUGGUCCGCACCUACUGGUGCUGCUUCGCGCAGGACUGCGAGCUCAGCUCCGGCGCCCGCCAACACUUUGCCCUCUCCUUCCGCCAGAUCUCCGUGCCCCUCCCCAUCAGCGAUUCCGAUUUCACCUUUGGGAAAGCCACGCCGCGCUUAAUGCCGGCGGACAUGAACCGCUCAUCCUCUCUGGCAUUGAAUCUAUCCAUCGAUCGAGGAUUGACUAUCGUCACACGGGGCUUUGACAUUUUCGUUCGCAUACUCCGAUUCGCUAAUGAGAGCCGUCGCGGUCGGGCGCAAGGAUCGGCAGGGUUGUCUCUCCGCGCGUGGGAGAUGCUCAAAGCCGAGCUGGACGAGUGGAGGGGGCUUCAGGAUGCGACGGUGCGGUAUCCCGAGACCAAUGCGCAGGCGCAUGUGGCCUUGGGGUCGGGGGAGUUGUUCGCCUAUAUCAACCUGGUGUAUUUUAUGAGUAUUCUGUUUCUCUACCGCGACCGCUUCCUCUCCACCCCCAAAUCAUUCAUCGACCAUCACGAUCCUGCCGACGACGAAGCCAUUGACCACCUCUUCACGACAGCCCAGCACAUCGGCGCUAUACUCACUGCUCUUGAGGCCUGCGCUACUCCUGUCAUCACCCCUUACGCAGGGUUCAGCGUCUUCGUCGCCGCCCAUAUCAACAUGUAUGGGACUGUCUGUCCAAGCCGGUACCCGGGGGGUCUGGCGCGCGCACAGGAAGAGAAGAAGAUGAAUCUGGAAUAUCUGGAGCGACUGUGUCGGUUCUGGGAUGUGGGAACGAGCUGGUGGCGAACCCUCCAAGAAGCCAACCGGUUUUAUGAAACAGCCCGAACCAGCGCGCAAGGACCUACGGGCGUUUCCCGCCCAGAACAUCUCACCCUAGCUGGUACCCUCGAUGAAUACGGUGAUAUUCGUGUCUCGCGACCCGAGACAGCACCUGCUUCACGGCGGCGCCCAGGAGUAUCUUCAGAGGGAGUUGGAGUGCGACGCAUGUCGGUGGCCGAGCUAACAGCGCCAGGUGGCAGUGGAAGUAGCGGUGGUAGUGGUGAAUGGGCGGAUGUGGAGGCGGAGAUGUGGCAGUGGCCGUUCCUCGAUGAGAAUUGGUCGCUGGGAUUCGACACGGGGUUUGAGUCGGCGUGGCCGGGGUUAAGUUGA